Molecule: messenger RNA, 2549 nt
Organism: Talpa occidentalis (Iberian mole)
Lineage: Eukaryota; Metazoa; Chordata; Mammalia; Eulipotyphla; Talpidae
Gene: SAXO1
Product: stabilizer of axonemal microtubules 1
Exons: 4
Coding region: 257-1687 (476 amino acids)
Biological process (GO): microtubule anchoring
Cellular component (GO): sperm flagellum; ciliary basal body; centriole
Molecular function (GO): microtubule binding
Source: RefSeq, a predicted model, not a curated record
GGUGUGCAGGAACCCGGCAGCGGCGUCAGGGGCAGCCCGCGGGCCUGGCACUGUCCACGCUCGGUGCUGCUCUCAAGCAAGGCCCGCUCAAGCAGGGGAACAGACAGCCAGACUUUGCAAACGGACCACUUAAGUUUUCUUUGGAAUACAUAGUCAGAACACUUGCCAAGGCCACCGCGACUUAGCGCGUCCCCAGGGAGGCGUUUGGGGCUCUCGGCGUGGUGGGCAUGCUCUGCGCGGACACCCGGGCCUCCAGAUGGCUCCAGUGAAGAGGAAAUGCAUCUGUGACCUGUGCUCCUGCGGGCGGCACCACUGUCCACAUCUCUCUACUAAGAUUUAUGAUAAAACAGAGAAACCAUGUCUUCUCUCCGAAUACACCGAGAACUACCCUCUCUAUCACUCUUACCUGCCCAGAGAGUCCUUCAAGCCCAAAGCGGAGUACCGGAAAGGGUCCAUACCCAUGGAAGGGCUGACCACAUCGAGGAGGGAUUUUGUACCUCACAAAGUGUUACCUGUGAAGACCUAUCAGCCAGACAAGUUCAUCCCAAGAGAAGAGAAUAUGGAUCUUCUCACAACAUACAAACAAGAUUACAACCCCUACCCUUUGUGUCGCAUGGAACCCAUCAAACCUCGGGACAGUAAAUAUCCACAUGGUGACAAGAUGGAGUGUCUGCCUACUUACAAAGCUGAUUAUUUACCCUGGAACCAACCGAAACGAGAACUACUUCGUCCAAAACACCAGUUUCUGCCACCAUCAGCCAGAUUUGAUAAUCGAACCACACACCAGGAUGACUACUCUUUGAAGGGGCCAGUGAAUACCCCGAGCUGUAAGCCUCCGAUUAAGCCCAGACUCUGCAACAUCCCCCUUGAGGAUCUGACUAACUACAAGAUGAGCUACGUGGCCCACCCUAUGGAGAAGCGCUUUGUUCAUCAACCAGAUAAGUUCAGACCCUGUGAAAUCCCCUUUGAAAGCCUCACCACCCACAAAGAGUCCUACCGGGGCCUUAGAGGGGAGCCAGCCAAGAGCUUGAAACCUCCAGGCAGGACCUGUGGUCUAGACACACCUUUCUCUAAUACCACUGAAUUUCGAGAUAAGUAUCAAGCUUGGCCAACACCCCAGAUAUAUUCCAAAGCUCCUGUCUCCUAUGUCCCUCCUGAGGAAAAGAUGGACUUUCUGACAACAGUGCAGGCCCAUUACACUUACCCUAAAGGCGCUCCUGCUAAGUCCUGCCGGCCUGUGCUCCCUGUCAAGAAGAGUGAUCGCUUUGAAAGCUCUACCACCACCAGGGACGACUACAAGCAGUGGUACAGCAAGCGCAUGGAGCCAGUCAAACCCAUUCCCCAGCUGAGCUUCCCCAGCGAGCCCCUGGACUGCCUGACCACCAUGCGGGCCCACUAUGUGCCCCACCCUCCCAUCAGCACCAAAAGCUGUAAGCCGCUUUGGCCUGGCCCGCGAGGGAAUGUCCCUGUGGAGGGCAAGACCACGUACACCAUCAGCUUCACGCCUAAGGAAAUACGCAGGUGCCUGGCUUCGUACCCAGAGCCCCCUGGAUACAUCUUUGAGGAAACGGAUCCUCUGGGGCACAGGCUGUACAGGCCAAUUUCCCAGAGCGGUUCUCAGCAGAGUAGCCAUCUUUCUGUAGGUGAUUCAGAAAACCCCAAUCAGCAGCACUUGAUCUCGGCUUGAGUUUUGAAAAUUAUUACUUAGAAGUGGCACAGUACUUUUAAAAGAAGAUGACUGAGAGUUAUUCAUUGGACAAAACAAGAAUUCCCCAAAAUGAAAAAAGAAAUCAUCAUUACCAGGAUGCUUGAAUAAAAUGAGACUCACUUGACUCAAGGAAAAUGACAUUUAAUCACUGGCUAAUUACUCCCCUUAACCCGCCCUCCUUCUGCUGUCUUUCCCUCUUAGUCCCUUAUUUUUUGCUCAUGGAAUCAAAGUUGACGUCUAGGAGGAUUUUUCUGACGCAGAUGCAGUUUAUGAAUUUAAUCAGUGUAUGAAUUAACACAAUUAACCCUUGCCAAUUAUGAAGUGCCAAAGAAUAAACUUUAUUUUGGGGGAAUUGAAUGUGCCAGUCUGUGUGUUCACCUUCUUGCAACAUCUGUGCAGAAAGCAGGCUAUUUUCUUUGGGACCUCUGAAAAGAUUUCAGACCAAAGCCCCACUGUACUCUAAUACAGGUGAGAACGCCCUGCGCCUGAUCUGGACUCCUGUUUUUGGUUCUGCCCAGGGUCACUUCACAGGGCGUCUUCUGAUCUCUUCACAUCAUGAUGUACCAGCAAGGACGGUGCUCUCUGAAGGCACGUGGAUCUCUUGAGUCAUGGGGAAGUGGAGGGGUUUGAAAGUUCCAGGGAAAGAGAGACCUGCCAGACCUCUCCCACUGCCAAACCAGUGCAGACUGAUUCCAGGGAGAGGAGUGGGGAGAAGGGACCCUUGAUGGCCAGGCUGUUGGCAGCAAGCCCCUGGGUUGUGAGCAGGAGCUGUGGUCCUUUUUAAAUGCUCAGAGCCUGCAAAAAAUUUCCCUGUGCUGGGCUGGUUUUGGGAAAGACUGGA